CCUCCCUCUUUUCCCAUACGAGACUUUCUCAAAUCCCACCUUCCUAGCCCCUUCCCUUCUCUCGGAAAAAAAUCACAUGGACACAGUUCCCAACACGAUCACAGACUGAUCGACCUUACCUUCCUCUCAGCUUCAAACCACACGUCCAACCCCUAAAAUCUAAGCCAUCCACAUAUAUAUAUAUGUGUGUGUGUGUGUGUUUGUUCUGACUCAUUUAGUAUUCCCUCAGUUUUUUUGUUUUUGGUAAUACAUUUAGUACUUCCUCAGUUGCAAACAAAGAAUCCAAAAACCAAUAUUCCAUUCAGCUCUCUUUCAUUUUCUUAAUUUGUCUUUCGCACCGUUUUGUUUGGAAAGUUGAAAAUUAAGAUGACUAAGGCUAAGCUUGGUCUGGUCUGGUUGAUUAUUGUAGCUGGGAUUUUGGUGGUCCAAGUUAUGGGUAAUGAUGAAUCAGAAUCGAAAAAACCGGAGGUUUCAAAUAGUGGGUCGGAUCAGCCUGUUGGCAGUGUUUCGGACCACCCAUCUAGGAAUAAGGAAGAGAACACGACGGAAGUUGCUGAGGCUCCGGCAAACAGACGGUUGGGUAAGCAUCACUCCGAUGAGUCCAUGGCCGGUGGGGGUGUCAUUAUCGGUGGCCUUGUUACUGCUAUAUUUGCAGCCGUCUUUUGCUACAUUCGGGUUACCAGGAGAAGAAACGACGCCGUUCGCUGAAGUAAAACCCACCCCCACCCCCCCCGCCGCCGCGGGCGGGCGGGGCGGGGUGAAUAUUUUAGGAAUUUUUUUUUUUUUUAUGGUUUGUUUAGGAUAUAUAUGGGGGAAAAAAAUUAAUGAGUGGUUUUGAUACGAAAAAAAUUAUAUGAAGUGGUAUGAGAAAUUUGUCAAACUAGAUGUAUAGUGUGCAUAAUAUUCAUUAAAGUUAGAUUGAUUGAGAUUCUAAUGAAGUAUACACCCUUUUCUUUAA
Molecule: messenger RNA, 958 nt
Organism: Ziziphus jujuba (common jujube)
Lineage: Eukaryota; Viridiplantae; Streptophyta; Magnoliopsida; Rosales; Rhamnaceae
Exons: 1
Coding region: 367-708 (113 amino acids)
Source: RefSeq, a predicted model, not a curated record